AUGAACAGUGGAUUCACUACAAAUCAUCAAUUCUAUACUUAUAUUCCAUCAACAACAACAACAACAACAAGUAAUAAACUUUUGAUAUUUUUACAUGGUUUAGGUUCAUCACAGAAUUUUUAUUAUUCUUUAAUUUCUUAUUUUACUGAUUUAAAUAUUCUCUUAAUUGAUAAUGAAGGAGCAGGAAAUUCAAAAUUAUUUCAUGAAAAUUUGACUUUAAAUGAUUUAUCAGAAAAUGUUGUAUCGAUAGUACAAGAACUUGGAUUUAUUAAUCAUGAACUUAUUCUUGUUGGACAUUCAAUGUCAGGGAUGUUAGUUAAUUAUAUGAAUCUUUAUACUAAUUUAAAAAUUAUUCAAAAUAUUUUAAUUGCUCCUGUUCAUUCAACUAAAGAAUUAUCUAAUGCAAUGAAUUCAAGAAUUGAUAUAUUGAAUAAAUCACAAGAAUUAAGUCCUUUAGCAAAUACUAUUCCUAUAUCAGCUACAGGUCCUCAAAGUACUGGAUUACAAAAGGCUUUUAUAAGACAAUUAAUUUUGGGAAAUUCCGUCAAAGGAUAUUGUGCAAAUUGUAAAGCUAUUAUAAGUGGUGAAAAUUAUGAAUUUAAUUAUGAGAAAAUUAAUGUUCCUACAUUGUUAGUUUAUGGAGAAUAUGAUAAAACAUCUCCUUGGAUAGGAUGUAUUGAGGAAAUCUCAAAUGGAUUAUCAAAAGUGGUUACUUUAAAGAAAUUACCAGUAGGUCACUGGAUAGCUAUUGAAGAUGAUCAAGGGUUGGCCACUCUCAUGAAAGAGUUUAUUAGAUGA
Messenger RNA from Candida tropicalis MYA-3404, 798 nucleotides. RefSeq lists its product as uncharacterized. The transcript has a single exon. The record is from RefSeq and is a predicted model, not a curated record. NCBI's taxonomy places the organism in Eukaryota, Fungi, Ascomycota, Pichiomycetes, Serinales, Debaryomycetaceae. Bases 1 to 798 code for a protein of 265 amino acids.